AUGUUGAGACAGCCUGCCUGCCUUCCCCCGGCGAAGCGGAGCAAGCAGACAUAUGACUUGAAGCUUACAGAGGAAGACUUCGCCGAUGAUCAGAAGCAGGAAGUUGGAUCUCCUGAUGAACAAGAAGUUUGGUCGCCUUCGUCGCCAGAGACUGAUUGCCGAUACUCCCCGAUUCCUUCUGAGGAGGACCAGCUGAAAACAGUCCUUGCGAAUCGGAAUGUAGAGCCUAACACAGGCAUUUCUCUUCCCAAUGAUGAGACAAACAGAAAACCAACCAACCGCUCGGUUCCCGAAAUGUCAUUCUCGAGUGUGAUAUCAUCCCUUUGCCCAUCUAGAGCGAAUGACUUUGAAGGGGAGAUGGUCCCUUCAUGCAUGCAUGAAGAGUUUCCCAUCGCAAAUAACUCGGCCGCGCAAAGUUUCAACGGGAGUUCACUCGGCUCGGAAAGCACUGACGAUACUGAGAGCGCAAAGGCGCACUCCAUAAAUUCAAGGAGGACCGUAGGCUCCUGCAGCUCCUCCGAGCCUGCUGAGUCACCGAGGAAUCAAAGAAAGGCGCCGAACCUUAACGCGUCGGACUUCAGUGUCAGUCAUCCCGAGGGCAUGUCGUUCGAUAGCAUUUUUGGCACCGGCACUGAGGAAACCGAAGACAUCUGGAAAAGCAAGGACGCAAACGAUAAAGAGAAAUGCUCUCCAAAUGACAAUGCUCAGGAUUCUGGCGUGGCAGCCAAUGGUGAGUCCACUUCCUCCAAGCGCUCCAGGAACAGAGAUAUAGACAACGUGACAUGGCGCCGGCGGAUUGCGCAGCUGAUGGUGUUCAAGCAGAAACAUGGACAUGUGAUGGUAUCGCAGAGUCAGAAAUCUCCUUUCUUCGACGGCUCGCUCGGUUCCUGGGUCAGCAAUCAAAGGGCUCUCCUGCACAAGGGCGAAUUGCCAGAGCACAGGAAGCGCUGUUUGGAUCUUCUUGGUUUCUGUUGGGAUGCCCGGAAGAAAAAUGGACAGCCGCGUGCCAAGCGUAUUUCAAAGAUGAACCAGACCAGUGGAGAUGUCAAGAACCAAGACCCACCAGAGCCGUAUUAUGAUGGAUGCAGAGUGGAAGUGAGGCUGAAAGACGGCAAAUGGUACAAAGGUGCUGUGAGCAGCCUCUGCCGCAUGAAGAAGUUUGUCAUCCAGAUGGACGACGGAGCUGAAGUGUACAAGAAGCUUCCUUCUGCUGGAGUGCAUGUCUUGAAGGACAAUGAAGGCCAGAACACGACGAAUGAGGAGGAAGGCUCACAACCCCUUGAAGAGGAGAACGAGGGGGACAGACAUCUGGACGAGGAUGACUUUGGAGAUGAGAACCUCGAUGAGAACGACGAGUUCUCGGAUCUUGACGACUGCGACAGUCCCAACUCAACAUCCACUCCAGACAGUCUGAGCAAUGGAUCCAGCGUGUUGAACGAGGAUUACAAAAGUUUCGAUUCUCUUGCUCGACUGGAUGAAAACUGUGCCUCCCCAGGCACAGAUGAUGAGCAUGACAUCUGGAAUGUCAACCACAAGCUGGGAGAGCAGGAGAGGUGCGAAGACGUGAUCGAGGAGCAGGCUCUGCCAAGCUGGAACGUGGAGACGAGCAAGUGGAUGGACAUCGAUUCGUCGAUGCUGCACCCAGUGCACGUUGACGAGAUGUUCCCGCCUCAGACUCUAGAGCUGGACACGAAGCUGAAGCUGCUGGAGAGCUUUGAGAUAUGA
This is a messenger RNA of Guillardia theta CCMP2712, 1725 nucleotides long. RefSeq lists its product as hypothetical. The transcript is spliced from 3 exons. Lineage: Eukaryota; Cryptophyceae; Pyrenomonadales; Geminigeraceae. The coding region runs from base 1 to 1725 and encodes 574 amino acids. The record is from RefSeq and is a predicted model, not a curated record.